Molecule: messenger RNA, 714 nt
Organism: Phytophthora nicotianae INRA-310
Lineage: Eukaryota; Oomycota; Peronosporomycetes; Peronosporales; Peronosporaceae
Exons: 1
Coding region: 1-714 (237 amino acids)
Source: RefSeq, a predicted model, not a curated record
AUGACUAUGGCCAAGGACUAUCAAGCGGCAGAAAAGGAGCGAAGAACCAAGGAACACGACGAAGCGCUAAGUCGACUGGAGAAAACCGCUGUGCCAGGACCAAGAGGAAAUGGACGCUCGUUGGGUAGCCCUGAAGUUUUGGCGGUCCCGAAUGAUGCUGUAGAGUGUCCACCGAGGUCUCUUUUCGAGAUUGGAGGCAGAGUGUGGCUCUACAUGGGACGCGUAAAACCAGGUCUCACCAAGAAGUUAGCACGUCGGUGGCAUGGACCAUGCCGGAUCAAACGAAAGAUCGAAGAGUUCGCGUACGAGUUGGAGUUGCCAGACAAGAGCGGGUACCGCUUCUACGCAGUUGUGCACGUGUCAAGUCACAAAGCGGUAAACGAGUAUCCAAGUCGACCGAAGACUCGGUUGACGCAAGAUGUAACCGAGGAUAUAAGGUUUGACUUUGAUGAGGAGCUGUUGCCUGAAGAUAGCUGGGAACCAGAUCACCUAGCAGGUGAAUAUGAGGUCGAAGCCAUCCUCGAUGACCGAACGCCACUGUCAACGAGCCCUGAGCGAGCCUUACGAGAGUUCAAAGUCAAAUGGGUCGGCUACGAUGAGCCAACUUGGGAACCGUCAUCUAUCUUGUCUUGUGGAGGCUUGUUGUAUGACUACCUGCCGGCGAAGAAGAGUGAACUCCGGCAGCAGACGGUUCAAGUCGCUGACGAGGAUUAG